AUGAUUGAAUUUGUUAAACAAUGGGACCUCAAACCCCCAUGCCCAAGAGCGAACAUUGGUGAGCUGUUGGGUGUAGUGACAGCAUUCGGUUGGUUUUCCUUCCGCGUCGUGAACCAACGCUACUGGAACAAGAGAUCCAUUGAUCACCAUCGUCGCCAGUCGAGUCAGUCUGUUGAAAAAUCUCAAGGCUUGUCUCAUGCGAAAUCUCACCUUGGACUGCAUGCCGGGACCAGUACCUCAAGACAUGCUCAAGCAGCCGAUCGAAUAAAGAGGAAUCAAGUGAACCUCAAGAAAUUAUUAGAGUCUGCCGCUCGGCGCCGGGAACAAGAGUCUCAUUGGCACUCAGGAUCAUAUUGGCAUCCUUCAGCCUCCCCUUCUUAUACACGCCAUUACCCUUCUCCGACGCCUCAUCGCCCUUCUUACUAUCGCACCUCUUCACCAGAACCCACCAGCUCAUCGACACCUUGCUCCUUUAGCCCCGACGUGGCGCCAACAAGCCUUCCAACAAGCCAGCACAACCUGGAAGUUUCCUCCUCUACCCUCUCUGACCUCAUCAGCUCGGACUUUUCCACUCAUAUCUCAUCAAAUUGUAGCUAUCCUGCAUCUCAAUCUAUCGAAUCAUCCGGCACCAGGCUUCCGAUCACUCCUCUUCAUACAACGUCCAUUAGCAAAUCGGAACCUAUGACAUCUUGUGCUAUCACGACUGAUCCGGUACUGCACACCCUAAGCACAGAAUCACCUGUUAGGAAUAAGUCUGAAGAGUGGACAUACAAGAACCAUCGAGGUCAAGAGAGGAUCAUGAUCAGUACAAGUGUUAACUGGUAUCACAAACCAUGCAAUAGGUGUAUGAAGGAUUCUGUUCAUAUGUCCCAAAAUAUUGGAAGUGUCACCCUCAAUGGUGUAUGUUUGAAAAUUGACAUAGAAGAAAGAGUAUGGUGUCAUAUGAGUACCAGUGAGUGA
Molecule: messenger RNA, 960 nt
Organism: Melampsora larici-populina 98AG31
Lineage: Eukaryota; Fungi; Basidiomycota; Pucciniomycetes; Pucciniales; Melampsoraceae
Exons: 5
Coding region: 1-960 (319 amino acids)
Source: RefSeq, a predicted model, not a curated record